Molecule: messenger RNA, 817 nt
Organism: Myripristis murdjan (pinecone soldierfish)
Lineage: Eukaryota; Metazoa; Chordata; Actinopteri; Holocentriformes; Holocentridae
Product: DELTA-stichotoxin-Hcr4a-like
Exons: 3
Coding region: 136-690 (184 amino acids)
Biological process (GO): pore complex assembly; monoatomic cation transport; cytolysis in another organism
Cellular component (GO): pore complex
Molecular function (GO): channel activity
Source: RefSeq, a predicted model, not a curated record
GUGCUUGUGGUGGAGGCAGGUUUUGGGUGGAAAUCUAGUGUCAUGCAUUCCCCGACAAGAGUGAUCUGAGGACUGAGCCCACAGUUUCAGAUCUGACAUUGUCUGUGCAAGCAACGCAACAGUGAUUUACACAGAAUGAGUGAAACAGCAGAGGCUGUGGCAGCUAACCUCAGCAGCCGAAGAAAUGUUACCAUCGAGAUCACCAACCUCACCAGAAACUACUGCCUAGCCAACCCCAAGGUUUUCCUGGAUAGUGGCAACACCCAUAUCCCACCACAACCCACGGUGCGCUCAAUGAAAACUGAGGUGUGCAACUUCAGCAAAAGUAGUGCUAAAGCUUCUGGUGCUGUGGGUGUCCUGACCUAUGACCUGUAUGAGAGGAGUAGGAAGGGCUCCAUCGAGACAGUGGCUAUCAUGUUCUCAGUGCCCUAUGACUACAAUCUGUACAAGAACUGGUUUGCUGUCGGAAUCUACAACAAGGGCAAAGAGUGUGACGAGGCUCUGUACAAAGAGAUGUAUUACGGCAAAGAUCAGAAGGGCUUCGUCCGGGAGAAGGCAAAUGGUUCAGGCAUCACCUAUGAGGGCAGUUACCUGGACAUCAAGGCCGGUAUGUCUCCACUGGGCCGGGCCAUAAUGAAGGUGGAGGUGUGGGACAAGCUCUUCACACCUGCAAUGAAACAGUCUUGCUAAGCUGUUCAUUUGUGUUGACAUAAUGCCAAUUCAGACACCAGUAUGUGCUGUUAGAUGUGUUCAAUCAUUUGUACAUGUGUGUUGCAACAACAUUAUAUUCACUGAUUAAAAAUCAUAAUGAAACUGU